Messenger RNA from Bipolaris victoriae FI3, 5469 nucleotides. RefSeq lists its product as hypothetical. The transcript has 4 exons. Bases 1 to 5469 code for a protein of 1822 amino acids. Lineage: Eukaryota; Fungi; Ascomycota; Dothideomycetes; Pleosporales; Pleosporaceae. The record is from RefSeq and is a predicted model, not a curated record.
AUGGCAGAUGUAAAGAAACCCACGCGAGACAAUAUCGAUGUGCCGGAGACUGGUAGAAGCCCACUAUCCACUACCAUUACAGACUCUUCAGGCACGAUUCAAAAGAUCUUGUUCGCCUACCGCGGGGUCACGUUGCUGUCGACAGAGUCAACACAUGUCGGCGCGGCGCAAUACCGGGACGAUGACAACGUCUCCUGGCCACGGUAUUGGCUAGGACGAAGCGACUACCAAACAACCGAACUCCAUGCAGAAGACCUCUAUGUGUACGCUGGCACGAGAUUUGAUUUCGCCUGCAAAGACCUUGUCGUACGCUGUCGGCGGCUGAUCAUCGUCGGUCCAAGCAAGAGUGCAAGCACAACAGAUGUUGUAUUCACCACAUGGCCCGGCGAGCCCCUGACACCUGAAGACCCGACGGACACUGCCGCCAAAGGUGCGAACGCGGUGCAAACGAAAAGUUAUGGAAUGAUUGACCCCAGUGGAUUUCGCCACAUGAUGUAUCACAACCACAUGGCCGAGACAGGUGCAAACGGAGUAACCCCAACCUUCACGGCCGCUCAUGGCAAGAAUGCUGGCUCGAUUGUCUUCUUCGGUGAGAUUGUGAAUCGAACGAGCGAAAAUGUGAAGGUCCUAUUUGAUUCGCAGGGGCAAGAAGGAGGAAAGGGUGCAAAGGGCCAACAAGGUGGCAAGGGAGGUGACGGUAUGACCGAUUCGAAUAAGAGUUUCUUUACGCCGUUCGAAGGAGAUAAUAACAAAAAUGCGGACCUUUGCAAUGCGGGUAAAGGAGGGAACGGCUCGAAUGGCAAGAAUGGAGCUAAUGGGGGUAAUGGAGGAGCCCAAAUAAUCAGAUCCACUCAUGGCGACAGUACGCCGACUGUCAGUGUUGAAGAAAAUGUCAACAAGGGGGAACUAGGCCGCGGAGGAGAUGCAGGUAAAGGAGGAGAGAGCGGGACCGCCGGCUAUUGGAUAGAGACCUUUGCCGCACCCUGGAAAGACGAUAUACAACACGGAGGAUGGCAACAAUCUGGUAGCAGUGGGGAGCCUGGCAAAGAUGGAGAAGCAGGAGAACAAGGUUUCUCGUUGACCACCGAGAACAAGAACUACGAGGGCACUUUCAUCGAUCUCACGCAUCUUCUCAUGGUCCAGCAAAGGCUCAACUUUGAGUGGGAAUGGGCGGUCGGUCUGCAAACUCCGCUGGGUGACUACAACACGUCGGAAGAUGGUGCGGUUGGUGAGCUUUUGAAGCUGCGGUUCCAGAGGUUUGGAGCCAGCUUCCAAUGGGUGAAGUCUACAAUAUCAAAACUCAGUCUCCAGCAGCCUUCUGCUGCAGACAACCACGACCAUGACCAACUUGUGGUAGAUGUUCUAGGGAGCUUCGACAUCUUACCCAAAAGUCAAGACUCGUUCCGCGAUCGCAUGUGUCAACGCACGCUCGCUUGCUGGGGUUCAGAUAUUAAAAUCGACGAGUACUCCAGCCAACAUUACCCCAUAAAAGGGUCAGAGAGCGAAAAGGAAAAGCAAGACAUAAUAGAGAAGAGACAAAAUUCAUCCAAGAGACUCAGGACUGCCGUCAAAAAAUUCGAGAAAAGCUUGAAUCUCUGCCUGGGUAUGGUCAAACAGCUUGAGGACGUGCAAAAGUCUCAAACGUCAACAGCGGGCCGUGGAUUUCUCGACGUCCCUCAAGCUAACAUACGCUUCACUUAUAUUUUGCAAAGUCUGGAAGAGACAAUGAAGCUCAAAGCGGAGAAAGAUCGACUACAAUCUCAGCUGGACCUCGCUGCCCGGAACAGGGAGAAUACAGGAAUCGACAAGCAGAAGUUUGUCAAUUAUAGAACCAACGCUAAAAGUGAUCUGAAAACUGCCCAGGAUGAAAGAGAAAAGCUGCUGGCAGCAUUGCCAGGGCAAGUCUCGGAUGUUGGGAAGGCAAAAACAAUUGCGCAGGCCAAGCUUGAUGGGCUCUACGAAAGUCAUAGGCCCAGCCAACUUGCGAGCUGCUCCUCUCUUAUGAGCGUUCUGAGUGUUGUUGGGAACUGUCUGAUGUUUGCUAAUGCGGAAGUCGGUAUCCCCUUGCUCAUAGGAGCAGCAUUAGAGACAGGUUCGGCCAUUCAUUCCGCCGCUACUACCAGCGUCGAUGUGAAAGAUGAGUCCGGCAAUGUGCUCAUGUCAUCCGAUGAGCUUGACUCCAAGGUUUUGGUAAUCGAUCGUGCACUGGAUCAGAGUGGUCUGCUCCGCAAACUCCAAGGCUCCGACUCAGCGAAUAAUAUAGGCAAAGCCUACGAAAAGAUUGUUGUGGCAAAACAGGAAUUUGAAGCGCUUUGCGAUGAAGUGUUCAACGACCAUAGUCUGGCUGGGCAAGCAGAAGUUGACGUCGCGCGAGCUGCGUUUGAUGAUCUGGUGGCCAAGGCAGAUCUUUUGAAUCGCUCAGUCAUUAAGCUGAAGCAGAACAGCGUGGAGCAGCAACGCAUAUUGUUGCUGGAAAGUGCAGCCGACAGCUACAUUUUGAAUUAUGAUGAGGAGAUCCAAGCAGGUUCGGAUCUUGCGUUCGAACAAGCCUUCGACAUCUGCAGCACUGUUUAUUCUCUGCGAACCAACGAAAUGGCUUCUAACUUGCUGAAUCUUGUGCGCGCCUGGAAUGCAGCGACACUAACGCGAUGCAACAUCUUGGACAACUACAUUGACCUAGGAUCUUUCGACAAUAUAGUGAAUGAUUCUACAUUCCAACUUGAUGCGGAGCAGGCAAUGGCAGAACUCAUCAUUGGCUAUGAAGCCUUGGCGAAUCGUAACCCUGUUCAAACCCAUGAUAUGAGCCCUCCAUUUACCUUCACCGAGGCCAAGGAUGCAGAACGUAUCUCUGAUCUUAAAAAUAACGGAAAAUUCAAUUUCUGUUAUGUUUCCGGUUCAAACAAGCGUUUCAAAGUAGACACAAACUGGUAUGACAUGCGUCUAGAGCAGUGCAGCUUUGAAAUCCCAGGCAUAAAGCUCAGAGACAAGGCUGCUAAAGAGGCAAUAAAAAUAGGCGUCACAUUAGGAGGAUUUUGCUCGGUCUACCAUCUUGACAAGAAAGAGAUCCGUUUCAACAUUGAUGAGACAAACUUCAGUCUAAUAGCUGAUAUUGACGAAGGCGGCAAGACAGACAUACACAUAUUCGACAAUCAAACGGUCUGCCAUAUGGAAUACAAGGACAAAGAAGGUGAUCUACAUACUUUCGAUCGCCAUAUCAGGUCGCCAAUGUCCCAAUGGUUGUUCCAGAUCAGCGACUGGGAGAACAUCAAGCAAACGUACGAUUUUAGUGCUGUCACGGAGAUCAAAUUGCAUAUGAAUGUUUCACAUCGGAGCCGCAAACCGGUAUCCCCUGCGAUGUUGCAUCUUGUUCCUACAACUCUGGAUGCAAAUGCGCCGGAAUUAGCUGACGCGGACUCGGCCAAGGACCCCGAUGUGACCAAAAUCCACUUAUACUCAAUAGUAAUGGAUGAACCACCCCUUGCACGGCCCCUUGGACAUAACGAAGCCCUAAUAUUUCUCCCUGGGGGAAUCUCAGCCAGCACGAUUUUUGAGAAACUCCUUCAGCCUCUUCGAGGUGGCCGGCGACAGGAGAUCCUGAGGCACAAUGACUUCACAAAGUCUCGGCACGGGAAAUGGGCAGGCGAUCCAGAGGUCGGUGCUAAAGAACUCAACGCCAUGAGCAACGAUGAUAUCGUGUCUAGUGCAGGCGAGUGGCAUAGGAAUGCCCGUGUCAAUCUGAAGCGGCUCAACGUUCUCCCAGAUGAUCGCACCAAAGUAAUGUUUCGAGGACCUGACGACAAUUCGACUUAUGGGAAAGGCCACUACACAAGCAUUACUGCUGUGCAUAAGUUUGAAAAUGCGAAAACCUUCAUCGAGAAUGGCCCGGUGGCACUGACUGCAGUCAAAUCCUUGUCUCCGGCAAGUUAUGUGAUCAGCCCAGAACAAGCGAAAGAAUACAAUCGCGAAUAUUCUUACACGGACAAAUGGGAGUGGAUGCUCAAGCACAGUAAAGAAAUCAUGCAAACUGAGCAGGGGUUUACGACUGGUUCCAAGGAUAUAACCGGCUACACCGGCCUUUUAGGUGGCGCUGCUCAGAUCACUCUGAGAGACUGUGGGCCCGCUCGCACAUACCCUGACGGCAGCAUCGUCCGGGUCGUGAUCGCCAAUGUCGAUGAAACAUAUCAUCCGUUUGCGCAGUCGGCUGAAUGGUGCUUCUCUUAUGAUCCACUUUAUCCCGAAGAGAUCAUGGUGAGCCACACGAGCAUCGGUAAGAACGCGUCGUAUUUCAAUGAUUACAUCAACGCCACAAUGGCCCCAUAUGUCUUCCAUACAGCGCAGGAAACAAUGCCAUUUGCGCACAAGGCCAUCGAAACUGGUAAAACUGUGGACCGCGUCAUACUAGAUCAUGUGAUAACGAAUGAUGAUCGCCACGCGGAGAACCUUUCGCUCAUUCGUCGGUUCUUGGCCUCAACAGACAUCGUAACUCCAUUUUUGGUGUUUUUGAGACAGGCAUUUACGAAGUAUGACCCAGAAAUGACUAAGAAGGCAGAGGUGAUCGUUCACAAGGCUACCUUGGAGGAGAUGAUGAGGAUGACGCCGGCUGAACUGGAAACGGGUGUGAAAAGCCCUGUUGUGAAGGAAGCGCCGGGAAUUGCUGGCUACGAAGGCAGCUUCAACUCAGCCUCGGUCAUGAUAGGGCAACCAAUCGAAAGUUUGGGAGAUGUGAGCUCGAAUCCCGCUGGAGAGAAAGUCUGCGAUGCUGUGAAGACAGACCUCGACCAGACAGUAUUCCAGAGCGAAGAUCGCAACCAGAUCGACGCAAUGCGCAAAGCAGUGGAGAAAUUGGUCGAUAAAAAUAGUAAAGGAUGGGACUUGAAGAAAAACACACCUGGCGAGCUGUUCGAGAUCCUCAAAGCUGAGACGAGUCUCACAACGGAUAUACAAGCAUUGUUUAAGAAGACAUUGCUCGGCGGAAGUACCAUUUCGGACGUUAUGAACAAUCUCAAUCCUGGCGACCUUGCCAAGUUCCCAGACGGCUUGCUGGAAAAGGGCAUGUCACGGUAUGUAAGCAGCCUUCUAUUCAAGAGACACGACAUUGUAGAGCUCUGGGUAAAAGGACAUCUUGAAGCCAAAGCAUAUCCGGAACUUUCCAAAGUCAACGAGGCUGCGAAACUGAAGGCUGAAGUAGCCAAAGCCAGAAAUGAUCUUAAUGCGUGCCAAGCCGAGUAUCAAACGAAGUACCAGGAACUCAUUGUCGCUCGGCAGAAAAAUGACAAACUAGAGAUUGAAAAGCGGGUGGAAGAGGUCAUCAAGAAGGAGGCGGAAGUAGAGGAGUACAAACGAAAAAAGGAGAAAGCGGAAGAGAUGCAUAGUAUCGUUGAGGACAGAGACGAACGAAAGAUGAAGCAUGAAAAUGAGGUAAAGGCGAAAGAGAAAGUGCUGUUUCCAAAGACUCGGAACGAAAAGUAG